Chrysochloris asiatica (Cape golden mole) is the source of this 1425-nucleotide messenger RNA. It is a transcript of the gene OPN4, whose product is annotated as opsin 4. Gene Ontology annotation, biological process: G protein-coupled receptor signaling pathway; visual perception. Gene Ontology annotation, molecular function: G protein-coupled receptor activity. Gene Ontology annotation, cellular component: membrane. Bases 1 to 1425 code for a protein of 474 amino acids. Lineage: Eukaryota; Metazoa; Chordata; Mammalia; Afrosoricida; Chrysochloridae. The transcript has 10 exons. The record is from RefSeq and is a predicted model, not a curated record.
AUGGACCUGCCUUGGGGGUUAAGAAUUCCAUCAGGCCCUGCUCAGGAGCCAAGCUGUGUGACCACCCCAGCCUCAGUCAGCAGCUGGACCAGCUCCCAGGCCAGCGUCUCCAGUCUGGAUAAACUUCCUCCCAGCAGCCCCAAGGCAGCCAGGACUCAGACUGCUGCCUGGGUCCCCUUCCCCACCGUCGAUGUUCCGGACCACGUCCACUACACCCUGGGCACGGUGAUCCUAUUAGUGGGGCUCACUGGGAUGCUGGGCAAUCUGAUCGUCAUCUACACCUUCUGCAGGAGCAGAGGCCUCCGGACACCUGCCAACAUGUUCAUUAUCAACCUUGCUGUCAGUGACUUCCUCAUGUCCUUCACCCAGGCCCCCGUCUUCUUCACCAGCAGCCUCUAUAAGCGGUGGCUCUUUGGGGAGGCAGGCUGCGAGUUCUAUGCCUUCUGCGGGGCUCUCUUUGGCAUCACCUCCAUGAUUACCCUUACUGUCAUUGCCCUGGACCGCUACCUGGUGAUCACACGCCCACUGGCCACCGUCGGUGUGGUAUCCAAGAGGCGGGCGGUACUUGUCCUGCUGGGCGUCUGGCUCUAUGCCCUGGGCUGGAGUCUGCCACCCUUCUUUGGCUGGAGUGCCUAUGUUCCCGACGGGCUACUGACAUCCUGCUCCUGGGACUACAUGAGCUUCACGCCCUCGGUCCGCGCCUAUACCAUGCUUCUCUUCUGCUCUGUGUUCUUCCUCCCCCUGCUUGUCAUCAUCUACUGCUACAUCUUCAUCUUUAGAGCCAUCCGGGAGACAGGCCGGUCUCUCCAGACCUUCGAAGCCUAUGAGGGUUCAAGCGAAUCCUCAAGACAGAGGCAGCAGCUGCAGAGUGAGUGGAAGAUGGCCAAGAUUGCAUUGCUGAUCAUCUCGCUCUAUGUGCUCUCCUGGGCCCCCUACUCCACUGUGGUCCUGGUGGCCUUUGCAGGGUACGCACAUGUCCUGACACCCUACAUGAAUUCCGUGCCAGCUGUCAUUGCCAAGGCCUCUGCCAUCCACAAUCCCAUCAUUUACGCCAUCACCCAUCCCAAGUACAGAAUGGCCAUCGCCCAACACCUACCCUGCCUGGGGACGCUGCUGGGUGUGUCAGGCCAGCACGCCCACCCUUACACCAGCUGCCGCUCCACUCGCCAUUCCACCCUGAGCAGCCAGGCCUCUUACCUCAGCUGGAUCUCCCGACACAGACGCCAGGCAUCCUUGAGUUCUGAGAGUGACAGGGGCUGGACAGACACAGAGGCAGCAGCUGCAGGUGGAAGUGUCCAGCAAGUGAGCAGGUUCCCCUGCCAUCAGGAGCUAGAGAACAUGGAAGACAACACCCCUCCCAGGCCCCAAAGAUGGGAAACAGAGACUCCCAGGAAGACCAAGGAGCUGCCACCCAGCCUGGACUAG